Messenger RNA from Racocetra persica, 150 nucleotides. The record is from the annotation of a GenBank genome assembly. Lineage: Eukaryota; Fungi; Glomeromycota; Glomeromycetes; Diversisporales; Gigasporaceae.
GGUCUUGCUUAUCAUACGUCAUGGUUUAUGGUCCACUGGAAUUUCGUUACUCGAAGGCAGUUCGGACUACAAAGUCGUGUAGAGAGAAGUUUUAAAGCACAUGAAAAAGGUCGAAAAAUGCUAAAAUUUUUGAAAAAGGCAUUAAUAUAG